GCUGUGGCUCUCAGUUUUGAUAAUGGGGUUUCUAGUGAGACACUGAGAGCUUGGCUUUCUUCAGAGCCCUGUGCUCCUGGGAACCCCCUGGGCAGUCCAGUCCCUCUCGCCCGCCAGGCCUGGGUGGUGACCAAGUGAGUCACCCGCCUGUGUGGAAUGCUCCGGUGAGCCCAGAAAGCAGAUCUGAAGGCUGGAGAGCUGAUGACCCGUGUGUAAUGACGAGUCUUCCUUGGCAGGGCGGGUUUGCCAGAUGUUAUGAAAUGACCGACGUCUCCACCAACAAAACCUACGCGGUGAAAGUGAUUCCUCACAGCCGAGUGGCCAAACCGCACCAGCGGGAGAAGAUUAUGAAUGAGAUCGAACUGCACCGAGACCUGCAUCACAAGCACAUUGUCAAGUUCUCGCAUCACUUUGAGGAUUCGGAGAACAUCUACAUCUUCCUGGAGCACUGCAGCAGGAAGUCCCUGGCUCACAUCUGGAAAGCCCGGCACACGCUGCUGGAGCCGGAGGUGCGGUAUUACCUCAAGCAGAUCGUCGCCGCCUUGAAGUACUUGCACCUCAAAGGCAUCCUCCACCGGGACCUCAAACUGGGCAACUUUUUUGUCAAUGACCACAUGGAGCUGAAAGUCGGAGACUUUGGCCUCGCCGCCCGCCAGGAGCCGAUGAACCAGAAGAAAAAGACGAUCUGCGGCACCCCCAACUACCUCGCCCCCGAAGUGCUCCACCGGCAGGGCCACGGGCCGGAGUCGGACGUGUGGUCUCUGGGCUGCGUUGUGUACACCCUGUUGUGUGGGAACCCCCCCUUUGAGACCUCGGACCUCAAGGAGACCUACAGGUGUAUCAAGCAGGUGGAAUACGCCCUCCCGGCCUUCCUCUCCACGCCAGCCAAACAGCUGAUCACGGGCAUCUUGAAACGCAACCCGCACGACCGCCUCACGCUGGAGGAGAUCCUGGACCAUGAAUUCUUCACCAAAGGGUACACGCCGGAGAAGCUCCCUCCCAGCAGCUGUGUGAUGGUGCCUGAGCUCAGUCCCCCCAACCCGGCCAAGAGUCUGUUUGCCAAGUUCACCAAGACGCUGUUUGGAAAAAGCAAACCCAAAAGUAAGAAGGGCCCCUCGGAGGAGAGGGACGACCUCUCCAAGUUGGUGGCUGGCCUCAUGAAGACCUCCAUCUGCAGGCAGAUGAGCUACAAAACUGUGGAAGGGAAUGAGAGGGCAGGUUGGCUGCAGGGCGGCCGGCUGGGGCCAGCGAGGUCCAGGCUGCCUGGUGCUUGCGAGCCUCCUCCGCAAGGCGCCCAUCUGCUCACAGCCCCUUCUCUUCCCCCGCCAGCUGAGCGCAACCCGGCCUCCUUGGCUUGCCACGAGCACUUUGCCUGGGUGAGCAAGUGGGUGGACUACUCCAACAAGUACGGCUUCGGCUACCAGCUGUCCGACCACCGCAUCGGGGUCCUCUUCAACGACGGGACGCACAUGGCGCGCUCGGCCGAUCGGAAGACGGUCCAUUACAACCUGACCAACAGCAAACACUUCGCCUUCCCCAUGUCUGCCAUCCCGGAGCAGCUGCAGGGCCAGACCAGCAUCCUGCAGUACUUCGCCUCCUACAUGGAGCAGCAUCUCAUGAAGGGGGGAGACCUGCCCAGCAUAGAGGAGGUGGAGCAUCCCGUGCUGCUGCUCUUGCAGUGGGUGAAAACCGACCAGGCCUUGCUGAUGCUCUUCAGCAACGGGACGCUCCAGGUCAACUUCUACAACGACCACACCAAGCUGAUCCUCAGCAAGCCCGACCCCUCCUGCCUCCUCACCUACGUCAACAAGGCCCGCAACUCCUACACGUACAAGCUGAGCAGCAUCGCGGAGCUGGGCUGCUCGCCGGAGCUCCGCGACCGGCUCACUUCCUGGCUCUGCUCCAGCCUCCCCGGGUGCCCGGUGGAAAGUCCCGAAGGUCGAGAUUGUCAGACCUGGAAAUCCCGUUGGCAGCAGCUUUACUCUCCCCACCCAGCCCCCCUCAGCAGCAGCACGCCCAGGACGGGGGCUUCCUCCUGCUGCCGGCCAGCCCCCCUGCUGGGGAAGCGAAUGUGA
Molecule: messenger RNA, 2075 nt
Organism: Pelodiscus sinensis (Chinese soft-shelled turtle)
Lineage: Eukaryota; Metazoa; Chordata; Testudines; Trionychidae
Source: RefSeq, a predicted model, not a curated record